GAACUAUGGAAGUACAGUAAAAACUACUCCUAGUACGUAACGUACUUGCAUUGCAAUGCAAUAACGCGCUGCUAAUACGUUAAUUUUGCAGCAAGCUUCAGUCAGACAAUCCUAGAUUUUGCUGAAAUCCUCAUGGAUGUGUUUUUACCACCAGUAGAUCUCACGACGAAGGUAAAGUUCACAGCUGAGGCCUGAGGAAGACGACGAUGAUGCAUUCAUUGUUAGUUCAACCUCCAAACGGCCACCGUUAUUGCGACGAGAACGCAACUCCGGUGAUGCACGCAGGCGUCGCGUGCGUGCAUUGAUUAGCUCACCUACCCCUGUCUCGCCUACCUCCUCCUCUGCGUGCAUAUUGAUAACAAAACCAGGCUUGCAGCUGCAGGUCGCACAGCAAACGUCCACCAACAAGCAAGAGCCAUGGGCAGGACCACCGCCACCACGCUCCUCGCCGUGGCCGGCGCCGCGCUCUGCUUCUUCUCAUGCUGCUUCUACGGCGGCGCGGCGGCGGGGGACACGGUGGCCGAGUCGUGCGACGCGAUCCGCGACUUCGUGGACGUGUCCUUCUGCGCGUCGCGGCUGGGGUCCGUGCCGGGCGCCGCCUCCGCGGACCGGCACGGCCACCUCCUGAUGGCGGCGGACCUGGCGGCCGCGAGCGGGGCCUCGGCGCGCGACGCCGCGGCGGGGAUGGCGCGCCGGCGCCGCGACGGCGAGGGCGAGGGCGAGGGCGACACGGACGCGCUGGAGGCGUGCGGCAUCCUGUACGGGGCCGCGUCGGUGCCCGCGCUGCGGCUCAUGCGCGGCUACGCGGCGGCGCGCGCCUGGGGCGCCGCGCGCGCGCUGCUGCCGCUCACGGGACAGGCCGGGAUCGGGUGCGACGCCGCGCUCGAGGGCUCUGCGACGGCCAAGGCGCGGAUGGCCGCCGCUAACCGCGAGUUCGACCAGCUCUCCACCAUGGCCACCGCGUUCCUCAACAAGCUCACCUUAGUCACCUAGGCCUCCGGCGGCGCGCCAUGCCACUCGUGCCGCCGUGACGUACCCUGCGUGGGCGUGCCAUGCGUGCUGCGGUGACAGUGAUGCGGAAGCGGCUGCUUCUUGGGUCGAAUCGAUCAGACAAUCAGUAGUGCAAUGAACCACUGAUUUCUGUGUGUUUCUUUGUUGCAGUAAGUAGCCUGUACAAUCUACAAUGCCGUUGUUAAAGUCAUGUUGGCAUAUACGUAUUACUGUGAACUCCAGUUGCUGUUUUCCGUUCAGCAGCAGCUCUUUCUUGUCAAAAACAAAAGAUUUUCCA
Sorghum bicolor (sorghum) is the source of this 1288-nucleotide messenger RNA. RefSeq lists its product as uncharacterized. The coding region runs from base 418 to 993 and encodes 191 amino acids. The record is from RefSeq and is a predicted model, not a curated record. The transcript has a single exon. NCBI's taxonomy places the organism in Eukaryota, Viridiplantae, Streptophyta, Magnoliopsida, Poales, Poaceae. Gene Ontology annotation, molecular function: enzyme inhibitor activity.